Messenger RNA from Athene cunicularia (burrowing owl), 731 nucleotides. RefSeq names its product CD99 molecule (Xg blood group) (gene CD99). The record is from RefSeq and is a predicted model, not a curated record. Lineage: Eukaryota; Metazoa; Chordata; Aves; Strigiformes; Strigidae. The transcript is spliced from 9 exons. Bases 1 to 648 code for a protein of 215 amino acids. Gene Ontology annotation, biological process: positive regulation of neutrophil extravasation; T cell extravasation; homotypic cell-cell adhesion.
AUGAAACUACUAGAGGGUAUCCAGAGGAGAGUGAACAAGAUGAUGAAAGGCCUUGAGGGCAAGACUUACAAGGAGAGAAUGGCAAGUAACAUCCAUAAAUGGGAUGGGGCCAAGCUGACCACUGUCACCUGGUCCGUAGGUUUACAACUGGAAGACCAGCUGAAGUAUGCAGGCUCUGUGGCACCUCGUGGUGCGCAGGUGUUGGUUUUGAGUAAGAAAAAACAGUGUUCUCUACUGUUGCUUUCAUCUUUUACAGGCAAUUUUGAUGACUUCAGCUUAGAAGAUGCAUUAGGAACUACGAAGAAGCCUCUUCCAUCUCAGAAGCCACCACCAUCAGAUUUUGAUGACCGCAAGCCAGGUCCGCCAACAAAUCCUAAAGACACUGGCAACUUUGAUGAUUCAGAACUAUAUGAUAGCAGUUUACCAAAAGGAGGAGGUGAUGGUAGUGACAGCAAUGCUUCUCAGGGAGCAGUAGCUGGAAUUGUAAGUGCUGUGGUUGCUACUGUAAUUGGAGCAGUAUCUAGUUUUAUUGCUUACCAGAAGAAGAAACUCUGUUUCAAACAAAGCGAUGAAGAGAAUGUGAAUAUGGAAAGCCAUCGGGGAGCACAAUCUGAGCCACCUGUUCAGCGCACACUUCUGGAGAACUAAAUUAAAGAUAACAUGAUGAAGAACAGAUCAUUGAAACUGGAUAGAGAGCCUGCAUUCUGCCUGAAAAAAAAAAAAAAAAAAAA